AAUUUGUCACCCCACAUGGUCUCCACCUCAUUGCCGUCUGAAACUCUUAUAUUCAGCACCACGCACUCAUUCUCAUCUCUCUAUCUAUCUCUUCUUUCUCUCACUCUUUCUCUAUCUGUUCCUUUCCCCGAGUCACUCACUCGUUUUUCUACCGAUUCUCACCGAGUCCGAUUUCUUCUAGAAUCAUCGCUAGUUCCGACUAUGUCUUCCGCCUCCUCCGCCGCUGUUUCCGGCGAAUUUAUGCUGUUCGGAGUUAGAGUUGUGGUUGAUUCCAUGAGGAAGAGUGUUAGCAUGAACAAUCUCUCACAGUAUGAACAACCUCACGACAAUAACAAAAACAGUAUCAAGGAUGAUAACAACAAAGAAGUUCUCGCCGCCGGUUAUGCCUCCGCUGAUGACGCCGUUCCGAAUAACUCCGGCAGGAACCGCGACCGCGAGCGGAAACGAGGAAUUCCUUGGACGGAGGAAGAGCACAAGCUGUUCUUGGUUGGAUUGCAGAAAGUAGGGAAAGGUGAUUGGAGAGGAAUCUCUAGGAACUACGUGAAAACGCGAACGCCUACGCAGGUUGCAAGCCAUGCUCAGAAGUAUUUUCUCCGGCGAAGUAACCUCAAUCGCCGUCGCCGUAGAUCUAGUCUCUUUGAUAUCACCACCGAUUCGGUCUCUGCAAUUCCAAUGGAGGAAGAACAUGUCAAGACUCAAGACAGUGUUUCACAAGUACAGCCCAUGUGCGCUGCAGCACCUGAAACUAGAAAAAGCAAUGGAUUUCCUUUUAUGUCAGUAUAUCAUUUGGGUGUUGAUGAGAGUCCAAUGGAAGAACUCACUCUAGGACAAGGAAAUGCGAAACAAAAUUUCCCAACCAAUCUAUUCCAUCCAAUUCCUUUUGUUGUUUCAGAUCCUAAAGCUUCCACUGUGUCUGAUAUCACCUCUAGUUCAAGUUCAUCCAUUGAACCUCCAACACUUUCACUUGGGUUGUCCUUCUCAUCUGAUCAAAGGAAGACAUCAUCAUCAACACACUCACCUUUACAUGCAAUGCCAUGUUUCAACAAUGGAGAUAACAUCAUAAGCGUUGCUUAAAAAAUGGCUUAUAAUGAUGAUUAUAGUCCCCAUCAGAUCUUGAGCAUCUUGGAUUCAAAGAUUACAGAUAUAUUAUAAUCUAUAGUCUCCUAACUCCUGUCUUUUUGAUGGGAGAAGAGAAAGGGCGAUGGAUUCAGAGAAAGCAAGCUUAGGUGACUAAAGUUGAUGCUUGUGUUCCUUGUACAGUAGUAAUUAUGUUAUUGUUUUGUUUAUGUUAAAAUGUCAUGACUUUAGAUUCUUGUUUAUUUUGGUCGUUUAUGUUUGUAGUUGAUGUAACCAAAAAUAACAAAGUAGUGUAUGUUCGUUCAUUGCUGAUAA
Messenger RNA from Lathyrus oleraceus (garden pea), 1392 nucleotides. Its product is annotated as transcription factor MYB1R1. The transcript has 3 exons. Gene Ontology annotation, molecular function: DNA binding. The record is from RefSeq and is a predicted model, not a curated record. Gene Ontology annotation, biological process: response to gibberellin; response to ethylene. NCBI's taxonomy places the organism in Eukaryota, Viridiplantae, Streptophyta, Magnoliopsida, Fabales, Fabaceae. The coding region runs from base 16 to 1074 and encodes 352 amino acids.